AGGGCGCACCGCGGCGCGCGGGUCCGCGGCCAUGUUGCGGUAGUUUGUUGUUUUCUUCCUGCGGAGGUGAAGGGCCGCUGUGGACCACGACGCGCCCGGCCUCGCCUCUGCGUACUCCUUGCCCCGGUCCUGGCCCGCAGUGUCCCACACCUCCGUUCUGCGCCACCUGUCCCGGGCCCGGACCAGGCCCGACGGCCCACCAGCUGGCUUGGUGGGGCGAGGCUGAAGGCCGGUCCCAGCGAGCACCAUGGCGGCCUCCCUGGGAGCGGGCGGAGGAGCAGGCGCUGGAGAUGACGACUUUGACCAGUUUGAUAAGCCUGGUGCGGAACGGUCCUGGAGAAGAAGAGCUGCGGACGAGGACUGGGACAGUGAACUUGAAGAUGACUUGCUUGGAGAAGAUUUGCUAUCUGGCAAAAAGAAUCAGUCGGAUUUGUCAGAUGAAGAGCUAAAUGAUGAUCUUUUACAGAGCGAUAAUGAAGACGAAGAAAAUUUCAGUUCUCAGGGUAUCACAAUUAGUCUGAACACCACGUCUGGCAUGGUCACAUCGUUUGAACUGUCUGACAACACUAAUGACCAGUCUGGAGAACAGGAAUCUGAAUAUGAACAAGGAGAGGAUGAGCUAGGUUAUCACAAGUCUGAUGGAUCUCAACUGUACACUCAGGAGUACCCAGAAGAAGGACAGUAUGGAGGCCAUGAAGCUGAGUUGACAGAAGACCAGAUAGAAUAUGUGGAAGAGCCAGAGGAGGAGCAGCUGUACAGUGACGAAGUGCUGGACAUUGAAGUCAACGAGCCUUUAGAUGAAUUUGCAGAUGAAGAAUACUUGCAGGCUCGCAGUGGGCAGCAGGGGCUGCGCGGGCAGGAGGACUGUGUUGCUGGAGAGGCCUUAGAUGAGAUUACUGAGCCCCAGGCUGCUCCCGACACUGAAGAGGGAGGUAUGGAAACGUUGGAACUCCAAAAAGAUAUCAAAGAAGAAUCAGAUGAAGAAGAAGAUGAUGAUGAAGAAUCUGGACGAUUACGUUUCAAAACUGAAAGGAAAGAAGGAACAAUUAUUAGGCUCUCAGAUGUAACUAGAGAGAGAAGGAACAUUCCAGAAACUUUGGAGCUUUCAGCAGAGGCCAAAGCGGCAUUGCUUGAAUUUGAAGAAAGAGAGCGGCAGCAUAAACAGGGGCGCUACGGCUCCAGGAGGGGAGGCCGGCGAGGAGGCCCGCUGAUGUGUCGUGGCGUGGGGGACCAGAGGAGAGAGAGCGGCGAGAGGGGCAGGAUGAAGGACCACAGACCCGCGCUGCUCCCCACACAGCCUCCCAUCGUGACUCAGUCUCCAAGAUUAAUUCCUCCUCCGCAGCCACAGCCACCGCCCCCACCACCCCCACCUCCGCAGCAACAGCCGAUCCGGAGUCUAUUCCAGCAGCAGCCGCAGCUCCAGCCGCUGCUGCCCUUGCAGCACCCACACCACCCCGCCCCACCGCAGGGGAUGCACAUGCCUCCGCAGAUGGAGACCCCGAGGAUCAUGAUGACCCCUCCUCCUGUGACCCCACAGCAGCCCAAGAACAUACACAUCAACCCACACUUCAAAGGGACAGUGGUGACUCCUGUUCAAGUGCCCUUGCUGCCGGUUCCCAGCCAGCCGAGACCUGCUGUGGGACCCCAGAGAUUCCCAGGCCCCCCAGAAUUUCCACAGCACACCCCAGGACCUGUUCCCAACAGCUUUAGCCAGCCGCCCCGACUUCCUCUCCAGGACCAGUGGAGAGCCCCACCCCCGCCUCAGGAGCGAGACCCCUUCUUCUUAGGAGUUUCAGGCGAGCCAAGGUUUCCGAGUCAUCUUUUUUUGGAACAGCGAAGUCCCCCUCCUCCGCCACCUCCUCCCACACUUCUUAACAGCAGCCACCCUGUCCCUACUCCGAGUCCCUUACCAUUUACUCAGCCGGGACCAGCAUUCAGUCAGCAAGGGCAGCAGCCAGUGUUCCCAAGAGAGAGGCCUGUGAGACCAGCCCUGCAGCCUCCAGGUCCAGUGGGGAUUCUGCACUUUAGCCAGCCAGGGUCAGCACCCACACGGCCUUUCAUCCCUCCCAGACAGCCCUUCCUUCCUGGCCCGGGACAGCCGUUCCUGCCCACGCACGCGCAGCCCAACCUGCAGGGUCCUUUGCAUCCCCCACUGCCUCCUCCGCACCAGCCGCAGCCCCAGCCCCAGCAGCAGCCAGCUCAGCAGCAGCCCCCCCACCACCAGCACCAGCCCCCGCACCAGCCCCCGCCCCAGCACCAGCCUCCCCCACAGCACCAGCCGCAGCAGCACCACCACCUUUCCGUGCCACCCCCGCCUCUGAUGCCCAUGGCCCAGCCGCAGUUCAGGCCUCACGUGCAGACCGCUCAGCCCCAGCCAAACAGCAGUCGGGUGCAGUGCCCCCAGCGCCAGGGCCUGAGGCAUAAUGCAACUUCUCAGAAUGUAACCAAGCGGCCCAUGCAGCAGAUGCAGCCAACUGCUCCAAGAAACAGUAAUUUGCGUGAGUUACCCGUAGCACCGUCACACGUCCUGGAGAUGAGUGGCAGUCGCUGCUCCUCCACACCCUCGGCUCAAGUGAAACCUGUCGUUAGCUCGGCACCACCCUCGAGCGCUGUGCUGGCUUCCCGGAGCUCGCAGGGGAAGACUGAAGCUAAAGUCAAGCCAGUCAGCCCUGCGGCUCAAACCAAAGAAGAAGCAAAGAUGGAACCAGAGUUUCCUGAUGAAGAUGAGGAAACAAGGUUAUAUCGCUUAAAGAUAGAAGAACAGAAACGCCUAAGAGAAGAAAUCCUUAAACAGAAGGAGUUACGGCGGCAGCAGCAGGCUGGUGCCCGGAAGAAGGAGUUACUAGAGAGACUGGCACAGCAGCAGCAGCAGCAGCAGCAGCCGCCGCCCUACGCCCCACCACCCCCGGCAGAGCAGGAGGAGCAGGCAUCGUCACCCUCUCCCACCAAUGGUAACCCACUGCUGCCCUUUCCGGGUGCUCAGGUCAGACAGAACGUGAAGAACAGACUUCUUGUUAAAAACCAAGAUGUCACUGUUUCAAAUGUGCAGCCCAAAACAUCGAACUUGAUAGCAUCUGGUGCCACCAUGCCGUAUCAAGGGCAGCAGGUGAGACCACUGAGACACCUGAGACAGGCGAGAGCAGCCCCUCCGUGCCAGACGCAGCCCCUGCACAGAGCACCCCAGAUGACACCUGCAGACGCGGAGGAGGCUGCCCGGGGGGCCUCCAGUCAUGGUCGUCUCCAGGACAUGAAGCCUGGAGGGAAAAGGACUGUGACACACAGGACAAACAGCGGUGGUGGAGAUGGGCCCCACGUCAGCUCCAAGGUCAGGGUGAUUAAGCUGUCAGGUGGGCAGGGAGGAGAGAGUGAUGGUUUCUUUCACCCUGAUGGCCAGCACCAGCGGCUUCCUCAGCCUCCAGAAGUGGGAUCACAGCCUGCCCGCAAGGUGACGCUGACCAGGGGGGGCCUCCAGCAGCCUCCACAUCCCCCACCGGGGCCUUAUGCACACUCAGCUAUUCCUCCAGGGAUCAAAAGCAUCCAAGGAGUUCAUCCUGCGAAGAAGGCCAUCAUGCACGGGCGGGGCAGAGGGGCAGCAGGACCCAUGGGCCGGGGGCGCCUGGUGCCCAACAAGCAGAACCUGCGGGUGGUGGAGUGCAAGCCGCAGCCCUGCGUGGUGUCUGUGGAGGGGCUGUCCUCAUCAACCACCGACGCCCAGCUCAAGAGCCUACUGAUGUCUGUGGGACCCAUUCAGAGUUUACAGAUGCUUCCCCAGCAACGGAAGGCCAUAGCUAAGUUCAAGGAGCCAGCCCAUGCGUUGGCGUUUCAGCAGAAGUUCCACAGGCAUAUGAUAGACUUGUCCCACAUAAAUGUGGCCCUGAUUGUGGAGUGAUCUCUGGCAGGAGACCUGACCUUGUGCUGUACACACUGUGGGAUUUCUUCGAGGAAGCUGCCGCGGCACAGAACCCAGGAGCUUAGAUCUCCCCGGCUGUUGUCUGGAGCGCCAGCCGGCCACAGGGUUGAUUCCAGGAGAGCUGAACUUACACAGCACGCGGGAGUUUGGUGUUAGGUUGAUUCCUUCAGAUUCUGUUGUCACCACAAAGAACUCCAAGUUUUUCAUUUUCUUUUGUUUUCAAAGUGCUUACAAUGCAUGUAGACGUUGUUCUUCGUGAUCUGACUGUGUGAUCGGUCACAAGGACUUAGAUUCAGGAAAGAACAUUAACGUCACAAAUUCCAAGUAUUUUUUCACAGCAAAGAAUCUUUGAUAAUGGUUGCACUUAUCUUCAGUGCAGGCUAGAAGAGUCUUCUCAACCACGCUCAGCCUGCGUGGUCUUCUCAGAAAGCCCUCAAAUGGCUCUUAUAAAAACGUAGAUUAAAAUUUGGGUGACAAUUGAUUGACAUUUGCAUAUCCUGGAGAGCCAGGGUGUGAGUGGGGUGGUCGGGAGUGGUGCCAAUUGAACAGAGAUUCUGCUUCUUGUCAGUAUUUCAAAAGCGCCAACUGUAUGCUCCUAGUCCCAGGGUGACUGCCUGCUUUCUUAGGUUCUUUCACAGUCAGGUGAGAGGGCUGGGCAGGCCCCUGGCUGUGGUGCCCUCACCCAGCAGCCCAUGGCCCAUGGCUGGGUUCCCACCCCAUGGGGUGCAGGAGCAGCCUGAAGGCAGAGCAGACCUGUGCAGUCUUCUUCCUUGUUAAACGCAGCCCACGGUGGCCUGUUGUGUUUCGCUGGCUCUGUCAUAUAUGACAUUCUUUGGGAAGCUGGUUAUCAUUGCUUUGAUUACCCUUUUUUUGAAGGCCACUGUACAGGGGCCGCACUGUCCUUCAGUGGACCUGAGAGCAGGGUGGUGCUCACUGUGGCGCCUUUGCAUGGCGUGUAGUAUGAGGGCGGCUGUCAGCCAGGGACAGUGGAACCUGACAUGAGAUGUGUUUGUGUCAUCAUCAAAAUCAGCUUUUAGUAAUUCUAGGUAGGUUCCCUUAGGUGAGACUUAGUCUGCUUAAGAAACCUUAGUGGAAUGAAUUCAUUCUGGGAAAACACUGAAAAAGUGCCUUAUUGUAUUCUGCUUAUAAAGAAUUUUACUGUUUUGGAUAUAUUCUGAAGUGGCCCUAAACUAUUUGAGCAAAUACUACGAGGGCACACUCAGAUUUUAUAGCUAUAUUUUAUACCUACAAUUUCAUGUCACAUUUACAAAUAGAAUUAAGGGAUCUAGAAGCCUGUUAUCACCUACUACCUCUGCAGUGAGUGCAGCCCCAGGGCUGUCACCUCCGGAAGGAGGGGCUGACAAGAAGGGCACAAGGCUUGUUUCAUCUCGUGUCUGCAGUUGACAUUUUAUAUGCUUUUUCAAAUUAAGUUACCAAAACGUUAUUAAGCGGAGAAGAAUAUUCCAGACCCUGUGAGGCUUUCCGUAGCAUUGACUCUAAAAUGGCAUUGUGUGCUACAGAGAAACACCAGCAGCUGCAGGUGUGUUUUGAUAGCUGCUUUUCAGAAACCGCUGAUCCUGGGAAGUCAGGCCCUCACAGGCUAUAUGCUAGAAACCCUGCAGCCAUGGUGCAGCCCCUCUGUCCCAGAAAGCCCCAGGCCACCUUUGGAGGGUGGGGUCGGAAGGCAGCCCUGCUUGCCAUGUAUGCAGGAGGGCGUCCACGCAGCAGGCCCACAACCACACUGCCUGCUGUGUUCACAGUGAGACCCUACGUGCUCCUGUAUUUAAAAGGAGUAGUUUGUCUCAGUCACAGAGAGCAGCGUUGAAAGGACGAGUUUGGAGCCCACAGGCUCUAUUUUUAAACAGAGUUCCAGAACACCUAGUGCAAGGGUGGUGGGCAGGCUUAGACUCCCUGUGUCACCGAGAGCUUCCUGGUGCAAUAGUGAGUUUAACUAACCUCUGCCAUGUUCUGAGGCAGCUGAGUGUGAAAGACCACAAGUCCGCAGGUUGUCUCAGAAGUGGGGCGUGCAGGCUUCUCUGCAGUUAGUGGAGUGACGCUGGGCCGUGGGCACCGGUGUGCAGCACAGGCUUCACGCACCCAAAGCCCUGCUUUUGGUGUUGUCUCAGUGUCAUGUGGAACCUGGGAGGUAUACGUGUGUGUGUCUGUAACUGUCCACACACAAGUGUUCUCUUGAUAGAAUGUUCUGGAAGGAUGAUCAGGCUAGUCAGCCAGACCUGUCCUAAAGCACCAGUUACGACAGCCACACACAACCCCGCCUCUUAAUGCUAACGAUCAUUGAAAAUGGGCUCUUAGUACCUGCCCAUCUCAGUAAUAGUUUCCUUGAAGGAAACCACAGAAAAGGAAAGAAGCAGAAUUAGAAAGUGAUGUCAUUCCCACCUUUGGUGCACUUCUCUCAGUGAGGUCAGACCGCGCCAGCUGGACCCCGUGGAAGAUCUGCUGCAACCAUUAUCUCUGGUCUUUCUUUAUCGUGCAUUCGGAAUGAGAUGCAGGGCAUUGAGCAUAGUGUAAAUAUGGACCCUUCAGAAUUAAAAUGUUAUUGGGAAUGCUUUCAGCUCAGCCACAUCUUAGCUACUUGUUAGUUCUUUUGUGUUGUCUUAUCAAAGUUUAAUGGAGACAGUUCCAUAAUUGUUGUGUUUGUGUGUAAAUUCGACUUUUAUAAAGAUGGUAGUAAGUCAAUACUUUUAUCCUGAUCUGUGUAUUAUUUGUUCACAAUUUCAAGAAGCUUAAAGGCAGUAAAUAUCAAUCUAUCUCAUAAGGUAAAUCAGUGGAUAAUUAUGUGGAGCCAAGUUAGUUUUUCUUUUUGCGUUAUCUUGUUUUGAUUUUGUGAUGUAACAUAAGUUCGCUUAGCCUCUUAUCUGAACAUAACAUUGCUUUGCCCUUGAUCUGGCCACAUUUGUUAAAUCCAUAUCUGAUUCUCUUCUAAAGGAUAAAUCUCUUCUUUCCGAGAGAAAUUCUGAGGGGCGCCCCCUCUGAGAGCAGGUGCCGCACCCUGCCUUCUGGGGAGAGUUGGCGGGUGGGACGGGGUGUGGUUUCAUCGUGCCUGUUUUUAAAUAUGGGUAGUUCUUAACAUGCUCUGUAAAGGCCCUGGACAAACAGCGGUUUAAGCUUGGUUCCUUAGCAUUUCUGAAUUGUGCCAGAGCUUCCAUCCUGCACCCAGGGUUUUUUUUCCCCUCAAAUAGUAUUUUGCUGAAUUCUGCAAAGGGAAGGCUUUGUUUCUGAGGGAGGUGGAAGAGGAGUGUAGUGGGAAGGGGAGGGCGGGCUGUCACCUCAGUGUUAACGGGACACUUCCUUCUAACACUCUGGCCUGUGAGGGCAGGUCACCCAGUCAGUCACGGUGGGAGCAGCUGGGCAUAUGUGCUGAUGCCCCCCUGCGCCUGGUGCCUGCUCAGCUCCCCGCAGAUGCAGGUGCGUGAGUCAGGGGAGGCGGAGGAAACCUACGGACCUGGACCUUUUCUCCUGCGAUGGGUUUUAAAAACCAUCCAUGUUUUUUUUCUUUUGGCUUUUGUUUUUUUGUUUUUUUUUUUUUUUUUUUAAUUUCGUUCUGUUUAUUUUUUAUUUCUUUGUCAUUUCAUUGGGAAGGUAAGCUCAACAUGCUCAUAGACCAUGGAUUGACACUUGUGGGAAACAGGUUUUAGUCACAUAACUGCACAAAACAAGGGGCCCCUGUGUGAUGGCUACAGCACUCGGGCCCGUCGCAGAGGCCCAGACACUGCAGUGCUCUGUGGCUUGUCUCCUCUUGCUGCUCACUGGAGAGAAGAGCUGCCCGGGAGUCAGAUCUCAUCCCAGGCAGUGUCUGCAGGCCAGGCCCUGGGCGACUCCAGGCCCCAGCUCCUCCUCACUUGGAGGCUUACUAUGGCUUGGCACCCUGGGAGGCCCAGUGGCCUUCUCUGCAUUAAGCUAUAACCGCCCCCCUUCCCUUAUUUAUUUGGAGUGGGAGGGAGAAGAGGGGGAGAGAGAGAAAGCUUGAAAGGUAUUGUUGGUUCUUUAAAAAAUUAUAAGUGCUAUUGGGGGGUUGUAGGGUAGGAAGAGACUGAGAGGCCCCCCAUGAAGGAAGCCACAGGGACAUUUACAUACUCGAGGGGAGAGUGUAGACACUUAAACUGCUUGACGAGCAUUUCUGCUGAUCUUUCAACUAUUUUUAAAAAGUUGUGAAUGAAGUCUAUUUUGGUUAUUUCUUAAAUAUGAACUCUUCGGAGGCAUCUAGCCUUGAUUUAACAUUAAAUCCUAAGGAUUUUAUGUAAGGUUUUUUUGCAACCUAUUUAAUUUUUACCAUUUAAAAUACCUAAUUUCUUAGGUAUAUAAGUCCAUGGUUUUGUGUCCUGGAACCAAAGCAGAACCCAUUGAUUCAUAUUGGAUCCCAGGUGUACUGUGGCAGCAUGUGGCUGAAAGGGCCACUUCUCUCACACGCUGUCACCUGUCUUUUCUAGAGGACAUCUUACAGUUGUGACUCUUUUCUGUCAUGGUUUGGUAGGCCCUUUCAGUCAGGUCAGGCAGAUGGAGCAGGUAUUCUGCGUGAGCUGUUUCUCGGGGACUUGGUUUUCCCAUUUCCUUCUAACCAACUGAAAUAUUAAGAGGGCUUCAUGUGGAUGUUUUGCUUGUUUUUAUUUUACUAAUUUUAAGAGGUAUGUAGAAAAACAUAGGGCCUUGUAAAAGAGAUAGCAUGUAGUUUUUUAUUUUAACAUGUUCCACAGAGUGGACAAGCAGGCAGCAUUUUAAUACAUUCUGUGUUUUCCAAUUCAGUGAGCUCCAGAGAGCAGACCUCACCACGUUCUCUCAGCCUGAUUCUCUUUUAAACCACUUUUCAUUUUAAGGCACAUGUAGUGGAAGCCGAUUUUUAAAGUACUUUAAAUUUCAUGCAUUCUACAGUAUUUUCCUAGAAUAUAUAAAAUUUUACAAUAACGUGUGCACAUUUUGCUGACAUGCAAGGAGCAAGUAACCACUCACUUUUAUAAUUCAGCUUUGCCUUUCACAGGUGUGGGAUCCAGAAUGUCUUUCCUCUGUGAGGAUUUUAACUCUUCCACUAUUUAAUUUUCAGGUACAAGGACGACAAAGCACAGAAUCAGAGUUAUUUUCGUUCUUGAGCUGGUUCUGUCUGUUGGGUGUUUCUGUCCUCUUCUUGAGACUCAUGUCCCUAAGGCUUAGGGACCACGUCGCCAGGCCUUGCCCCGGCUCUUCCCCUCCUGGCUCUCCUGUUUUGCUUUCCUGUGUCCGAACCUGACCGCUCCUUCCCACUCUGACCCCCUCUUGUCUCUUCCUUCCUCCCCCCACCCCCUAACCCCCUGCUCUUGCUGUCUGAGAGCUGCGCAGGGCCCAGCUGCUCGGCUCAGUGUCAACGUCCAGAACCCCACUCUGGGUGGGAGCGAAAUGCUUUGGGUGUUUUGUGGACUGUAUUUGCAACUUGAUUCCCUCUAAACCUUUGCUUUGACAGGUCUUUACUCAUGAUUUAUUCCUCCAGGUCUGAUUGGAGAGAAUAACAUUUUUAUUCUGUUAUUUUGCAGUUUGACUCUGUAGGACUAUGCUGACUCCCAGAUGCCAGCGUCCCGUGGCGCGCACCUGGCCGUGUCAUUAAUCACCCACCUCUGUUUCUUAUCCCCUCUACUUUUGCAGGAUCUCUUGUGCAUGGGUUCAGUGUUGUUAGUAGUGCGCCUCUCAUUCCGCUCGGAAGUGAUGGCCGUCUGACCCUUGUUUCUGCUCUCGCUGACUGUGGCCCUCCUGGCCCUGAUGCGUGUGCUGGAUGUGCCAUACCGGGGGCAGCGCUGGCGUGGGGGGGUAGCGCUGUGUUGAUUGGGAGCGUUGUGAGUUCAGAAAUCCAGAGAUGCCUGGAUUGCCUUCCUCUGGGUCUGAGCUACUCCUGUUUUCUCCCAAACACAUGAAGUUGGCGUCUGUGGGAAUGACAUGACCUCUCUGUUCACUUUGCGUUCACGGCUGUGGGAACUUUUUCAGGAAUAUAUGUGAAGAAUAGUAGUGACAUAGUUGAAAAGCAAAUGUAUUGUUGUAUCAUUUGUGUGACUUCAUACCAAAAAGUGUGUUUGAACUGUACUGUAUGUAAUGUGAAAGAAGUGUUAAUAAAAUCUCCAGUUUCUACUGUGA
Molecule: messenger RNA, 10021 nt
Organism: Nycticebus coucang (slow loris)
Lineage: Eukaryota; Metazoa; Chordata; Mammalia; Primates; Lorisidae
Gene: RBM33
Product: RNA binding motif protein 33
Exons: 19
Coding region: 248-3889 (1213 amino acids)
Molecular function (GO): RNA binding
Source: RefSeq, a predicted model, not a curated record